Acanthoscelides obtectus is the source of this 507-nucleotide messenger RNA. NCBI's taxonomy places the organism in Eukaryota, Metazoa, Arthropoda, Insecta, Coleoptera, Chrysomelidae. The record is from the annotation of a GenBank genome assembly.
AUGAUAAAGAUACUGACAUGCCUAAUAUCAUUGCAACUGGUACAUUCUUUGGAAGAUGCGAUUGACGUGAAUGAUAUUUUAUCGGAGGACCUGAUGCCUACGUCCUUGCUAAUUUGGGAGAACCCAGAAAAAGCUCGAAAGUUUAAAAAUGAUAGUGCUAGUGAAGUGACUAAGUUCAAAUCUGAUGGAAGACUUACAAAUGCUAUGGAGACUAUGGGAUUUCACAGGACAAUGAUGAACCAGUAUUUAUGUAGAAGUUACAUAGCAGACCGCAUUGUAUCUAACAUGACACUGACAAGGAUAAAGAGACGAAUGGGUCACUCUAGUGGAGAACAAGCAAAUUUCACUGAUGUCGAAAAUAAGGCAGCGUCUCUUAUAAAAAACAAUCUGAUGAAUGACGAAGGGUCUUCGGGAUACCAGGACUGGCUUUUAAAGUAUGAAGUAUUAUGCCGUAUUUGGCUUCGACUGAAUUAUAUGUUUAAUGCUAUUAUUUUACUAUUUCUUUAG